Wyeomyia smithii (pitcher-plant mosquito) is the source of this 7358-nucleotide messenger RNA. RefSeq lists its product as uncharacterized. Bases 5205 to 6296 code for a protein of 363 amino acids. NCBI's taxonomy places the organism in Eukaryota, Metazoa, Arthropoda, Insecta, Diptera, Culicidae. The record is from RefSeq and is a predicted model, not a curated record. The transcript is spliced from 2 exons.
AAAACUCGUCGAUCACUGCGCAGUCCCGUUCGCAUCGUUUCUGAUACAAUUGCUCCCGGGAAGCUCGUUUCUUCGCGCUUACGUCUGCUUGUCCAGCAAACGGUUCCUCAGGUGGGGUACGCUCGAUUGUGUCCAAUAAAUCGAGUUGCUUCAAGUGCGCCAAAAAUCGCGUUCGCCAUUUGUUGUACUCGCGCUUACGACCCGUGAACACACCUACGUGGCGUCGUUUCAUUAUCAAUUCACGCGUGUUUUCGUCCGGUGCAAUUGGGCACGAGGAGAAAUCGAAAAACUGUUUCAUCUGCGCUUUAGUUUUGUGGGAUACAAUGUAUGGAUGAGCUAUACCGGUGUUAGACUCCAUUACUUGUUUGUUCAACAUGAACGGACACUUCUUCAACAGUAGAUCAUAGCAAAUAACUAAUUUUAAAAACGGAUGUUAGGUUAUUUCCUGCAUACACAACAAAAGGUUAUGAUAGCGAUGGUUAAGUUAGCCGUUGCUAAGACGCACAGUGCGUUGAACGUAAGAGAAUUCAGGACAAAAAAUCGCAACGCAAGUGAUUGUUUUGUACAUAUAAAUAUAUAGCACAGACAACACAGUGCCACUCAAUGGCGAUUUCAUCGACCAUUUCGAUUAUUUUUAAAUUUUUCUUAGUGGGCAAUAACGCGGCCAGUGUCGCUAAAAGCAAACGUGCACAUUCAUUAGGGACCAUCCAUAAAUGAUGUCACGCAAAAUUUGGCAAAAAUUUACUUCCCCCUCCCCCUUGUCACAAACUGUCACAACUUUUUUGACCCCCACCCCUCAGUAACACGUUUACACGUCACGUUUUUAUAUCCCCUGCUUGGUUAUAAUUGAUUAAAAAUUGAGAAAUUUGUAAAAAAUGCAUUUUUUCUAACUUGGAACGAUUUUACUAAAAUAACUGAAAGGAAAAGAAGAUUAUAAAAGAUAACUAGAAAUGACGCUCAAUCCUUGGUCCCAGCAUUUUGUUGAUGGAGUCGCAUAACUAACUGCAAUAUCAUUGCUGAUUCCUAAAAGACCAUCCAUAUUUAGUUCCUCUUCUUAAAACAAUUCGCAAUCCAAAUUUUCUCCACAUGGUACAAUAACCAAUCAUUUUUAUUCACGUUUUGUCACGAUAUACUAAAAAUGCACUGAAUUGCGCUGUCAUUCAUAAACAAACAUGCACGGCAAAAUAACAACAUUAUGAACAUUAUGUUUUCUAAACUUAAAAAAAAUACUUCGCUUUAUCUCAAGUGAAUGUUCAGCAAAAAAAAAGUGAUCGUAAAUCUAAAUCGGAAGUGACAGGUCGCUCGUCUGACAAGGAUUUUCCAGCGAAUUUCGUAGUAUUUUAAUAUAAUGUAGUCUUUGAUUCAACAUAAAAUGUCCCGAAAUAUGCGACUGUAAUAUUUUCUCAUAGUUUUGAUUGUUUUCUAGUCGCAAAACUAUGUCAAUUUAAUCAAAGAACAUUAAAACUGCAUUGUACUGUGCGAGAAACAAUCAUACAAAAUGACGUCGCUAGAAAUCUUCGCGUCGCUGGACUCACCAGCGAAUUGCAGAGUAGUGCUGCAGCGACAAUAUGAAUGAAUGAUGCGAUCAUCAAAUAGUUCUGAGUUGUGGUAUGGCUGUGUCUUUUUUUUGAGUUGAAAUGUGAUGUCACACUCAAGCUAACCCUCCCUUCCCCAUAUGUCACAAAAUGUCACAAUAAUCUAAACCCUCUCCCCCCCCCCCCCCCCUAAGUGCGUGACAUCAUUAAUGGAUGGUCCCUUAUCAAAGACAAAAACCGUCACAAAUGCCGCUGAUGUUGAUUUAAGCAAGGGUGCACACCCAUUAGCAAAGACAAAAGUCGUUUCGAAUAUGGACGAAGAUUUUUCAGGAUUUUUCUUCUAACAGGCACGUCUGUUUGUCUGUGUAUAUAGUAUUAAAUAUUUAUCUGUACAUAGUAUUGCCAUUGAUCCUUGAUGCUUUUUUUCUCUGAUAAGCUUAUGUAAGGUUUCUAAAGCAUUUAAGAUAGUUUACCAAAAAGGCAGAACAGAUGCUUCUAUGAUAUCUGAACUGUGUACCAAUAGUUUAUUGAGAGUAAUAGGUGUUAUCAGUACGUAUACGUAAUCAGUGACCUAGGCAAUCGCUUAUCAUUGUUACUUUCGAAUUUAUUUUCGGAUCCUGAUCCUGCGCUGUGUUUUCAUCAUUAUUCGGACCAUACCCUAGUCUCGACUUGUCGAUAAUUAGACUCAUUUGAGGUCGGAUUUUUUAAUACUCGUUUGUAUUCGACGUUUGAUAACUGCAAGACUUAACUGCAACGCUUUUUAACUGCAAGACCGAUAACUGCAACAACUUUGCAGUUAUCGGAUCGCAAUCUGUCAAAUCUGAUGUCAAAGCCAUAAUUGACAUUGAAGUGACAGAUCUUGCAGGGGGAUUCUAGAUGCAUUCGAAAAUGAAAAUUGUUGAAUCUCUUGAAACAUUUCAACAGGACUCAUUUCUCUCGACUUUUUUUUGUCUUCGUUUACUUGUUGUCUCUUAAUUCUAAUUGGAAGAAUAUAGAUCUCCAUUACUUAAUGAAGCAAAAUCAUCAUGUUAUGUGGUUCACUUUCCGUAAUUAUUAUGGAAGAAAAAAACCCCUUGGGCAUUGUUUGGCUAGCUUUCACUACUCAGCGAGGCAGUGCAUAGUAGGUCACAAACAAUAUUUUGUGACCUAGCGUUAAAUAGACCAUUUUACGAACUGACAGGUGUUAUGGAUUCUGCUGACAUUGAUGUUGCUUUUACUUGCGUUAUGUCAGCGGUUCCGAGCUUUCUGUCAAAAUUUCAUUCACGAAUUGAGUUCAGAAACGUGUCGUAAAAUGUUCUAUUGUAGUGACCGGUAAAACCGAUAAUUAUCCCAAUACCGGAAUACCGGUAUUGGAGAGGCGAAAAAAACGGUAUUUCCGAUAUUUUUCCUAGAAUAAAAAAAAUGGCACAAUAUCCAUAAAUCAUUGUAAGGAUAAUAAAUGCUACCCACUUAGGCAGGCGUUAAAAAUCACAUGACAGUGUAUAUAAUAAUUACAUUUAGACAGAAGCAACAUUGAAUGUUAAUUUACCCUUACCUAUUUAUCAAUUUUUGUUUCCUUCUUGUUUGUUCUGCUUGGAUUCAGACGAUGUGUUUGUGUGUAUCGAUAAUAUGUCAAAAAUUUUCAUAUCAACAAACCAAAACAUAUAUUUUCAGCUAAUCUUCACACACUCAUAAUUACAGAGACAACUCGUGGGUUUUGAACCUACUAGUUCAACUACAAACUCUGAAAAUCAUAGUUUGAGGCAGUAAUCAAAAUCAUGUCCGCGAAAAAACGCAAGUCAUUAUUCGUUUUGUGCUAUUUAAAAGUAAAACUAAAAAAAUAAUUUAUAAAAACCAAUUUGGAUUAGUUAUUUUUGUUUGUUUGGCGUCUAUAUGUGUAUUGCACAGGUUGCACCCAAUUAUGGACAAGUUGUAAUUUUCAGAAUUUCAUCCUAAAAAUUACUGCUCCUUGAAAAAGUGAAAUUUAAAUAGCUGUAGCAUGCUCAAAGUUUCGUUUCUCAUACCGCAGCGGAUUUAUUAGCAAUAAUUCUAGCUAAGAAAAAUGCUUUCUAAGAUUCAACUGAAUUUGGACAAGCUUUUUAAAGAGCAUCGAAUUCGUAAAAUGUAAAUUCGUAUCUGAUUGUCAUUUCAUUUUCUUCUUCAAUCAUUUACUCUUCUGAACAGUUUCAAAAAAUUUUUUCUAAGAAUUUUAAAGUUAUUUACUAAUUUAAUACUAAGUUUUGCGAUGUAAAAGAAAAUUGUAAUAAAAAUCUACAUGUUUUUUGUUAUGAGUUUCUAAAUUGUAUUCUUCGUAAGCAUAUCACUGGAUUCAUUCAUUGAAGUUUUCCAAACACUGGUAAACUUAUUCAGUGUUGUAUCUGGAUCGUAUACCACAAGAGAUAUAAACAAUGGUCGCAAUGGUCCAAAUCUUACAAAAAAAAAUCCGGAUCGUAAUGAAGUAUAAACGUACUAAUAAAUGCAAAAACAUAAUUAUGCAGCGACACGUACUUCGAUACAACCUGAGUUGCUAAGUAAAAAAAAUCUUCAAAUCCCAAUUUAUGUAUAUAUUUAAUUAUUUUUCAGUUUUAUUUUUAAAUAGUACAGAGGAAUGACUUACGUUUUUUCGCGGACAUGAUUGUCAUUUUUUCUCCAAACUAUGAUUUUCAGAAUUUUGUAGUUGAACAAGUAGGUUCAAAGACCAGGAGUCGCCUCUGGUUUGUAUUAAUCCAAAAAAAAAAUAAAAAUACCGGUUUUUAUUUCUAUGAAUACCGAAAUACCGGUUUUCCGAAAAGUCGGUAAUACCGACCACCCUAACUUACUGAUUAUGUAAAGUAGUUACUAAAACGCAAUAAAUUAUGAUGCGGAAAUAUGAAUAUCAAAUUGAUUAAUCAAAAAGAUUGCCUAUUUUAGUUUUCUGCUAUUUUUGGCCACUAUUCCAUCAAAAAAAUACAUUUCGACAUCAUUGAAAACAAAAAUGGCAGUGACGGACCCCCUCUAAAUUUUGGCAUCUGUCAAGUAUUGCAGUUAUCGAACGGCAUUCGAUAACUGCAAUGUAAAGAUGUUGCAGUUAUUGAACGACGACUGUAGGUACAAGAAUCGCUGUGUUCCCAUUUUCUACCAUAUUUGCGGAAUGCCUUGAACAAUAUUCAGCAAACUUGACAUACAUGUUCCUUAUAUAUUUAUUAGAGGCACUCAAAUUUUGAGUUUGAUUUUGACAAAAGCCUAUGAGAAAUGGGAGAGCAGUCACUAAAAGAGGGGAGGGGGGUUCAAACAAGUCCAUAAAUAAUUUCCGCUUUUUUUACAAUAAAUUACACGGUCAUGACAUGACCGUGAUACAGCUGCAAAUGAUUUGAAGCAACUUGUUUCGAUCAUAACAAGUAGAAAAAAUACUAAGUGAUGGAAAUAGUUUUGUCCGCUUGCUUGUACGAGAUCUUUUUUACGCGGAUUCAGGAAUUUACGCGGAUUUUUCAGAAAAGUCGUUUUUAACGCCGCAUAUUUUGAGUUUUCGUGUAAAAAUUGCUUAUUUAAAGUGUCCGAUGAGUUUACUCAAUCCAAUUACUAAAUAUUCAUUUAGUGCACUUCCCAAGACCUAGCGUGUCCUAAUCAUAAAGGUUUCGCUGUACCGGUCUUCCAACAACGAUACAAGAAAGACAUUUGUUUGGUUUUCUCUUUGGUUGCUCUCAGCAACGCAUGCUACAAUGUGAUGAACACGCGAUCCUGACGAAAUAUAACUCGUUUCCACCAUCAACUUUUCAAGAUAUGGAAAACUCGUCGCAGGACGUUAUUGAGUCAUCCCAAAAGUCAGGCCGUCGUGGACGGAUUCGAGUUUCCAAAACAUCCGCAACGAAGGCUAGGCGUUCUCAGCGGGUAUCGAAAGCUAAGAUGGUGAAAGGUUUGGAAACCCUGGUUGAUACUGCGACCGGUUCUACGGAAGAAAGUUCUGCAAACGUAUCUGGAAGUUUGUUUAAUGGACAGUAUGAGCUGCUCAAGCAAUAUCAGGACCACGAGACUAUCUUGAGAGAAUAUGAUGUUAUUUUGGAGGAAGUGUUAGAGCAAUCACGCAAGGCUUACGAGAAAAUGCAGCUACAAAGUAGAUCCCAGGACGUUUUCAGUAUGGACACGAAUCAAAUGUCAAGCAAAAGCGUCGAGCCUGACGCUCCUAAUCGAGGUAUUUCACAACAUCAAAAGGAUUUGGUUCAAAACCGAAAUGAUGUCAGUGUCCAAACGAACGUUAUGCAACCAAAACUUUGCACGGUUGCAGUGCAAGUGACACCAACCGGAAAGUGUUGCGACCGACAAAAUACUGUGUCCACAUCUACGAAUACAGAGACGAUCAGUUUUAAAGAUGCCACCAAUCAAACGAUUAGUUUGGAAAGCCGAGACGUUGGAGUGCAGAAGUAUCACAUCACUCGUUUGCGGGAUGCUUCCGUGCAAGCAAUGAUCGGUAACCCGUUGCGUAUAACAGCCAAGCGCAACGUUUCCAUUCAGCGUACGUCCAAAACAUUGGAUUUAAACGACGACUGUGCCCUUCAGCUGGCGGCUGAAUUGAAGUGUGAUCCAGCUCGUUUGCUGUGGCUAAUGUUGCGAAUGUCUGCCAAGCAGCAGAAUUUCGUCCAUGAUGAUAGCUUACAGAGCACCCAAACCAGUGUGGAAUUUUCCAGCGAAGAUCCUUAUUGGGCUAAUUACAACUUUUUCCUAGGUGAAUCCGCAGAUGAUCGCAAUAAUGAAGGACUUAAUUAUGACCAAAUGACAAGCUGUUGUGUUGAAGAUUUCAUCGUGUGACGCACAGGAAGGAAACGUGAUAUUUGCAGUAAAGCUGGGGCGUUCUAGUUAAUCAGUUGAAAUCAAUAAAUAUUAUUGUAACUUUUGUUUCCGCUCAUGGCAAAGGACAGCCAAUUUACCCAAUAUUCCAACACUAAAUAAAACAUUGCCAACAUCAUAUUUCUUACAAACUCUGCACAGCUCCUAGAUAAUUCGCUUAGCUACGUUGCUUAAUUUUUUUCCGUUGGUAAUAAUGAUAAAGUUUAUGUUUCAUUUUUAUGCCUACCAGAAAUAUGUACAUAACACAGCGUUGUUGAUUCAAAACUCUUGCUACUAUUGAAGGAAGUUUCAAUCCAUUUGAGAGGAUUAAAAUUACGUUUCUAAAUAUUAUUAAUCAUUUAACUCACUAACUCAAAUCUAGGUAGUUUUUGCUUUGUUCUACUACUUUAAACCAAAGAAUAAAAAAAAAUAUGUACCUACAUGGAAGUGCCAGUCACAUUGAAAAAGUUAUCCAUUGCAACAGCUAAAACUCGUAACAUUUUUCGAAUUACACGUGUUUUCGGUUUUGCACCUAUCUUGCUCAGUUGCGGGUCGGUGGCUGGAAGAAGAAGAAAAUACUGAUUCAAAUGCCUCGCUCACGGGGACGGGGAUUAAAACUCACGUGAAUGAAAACCAUUUUGGGCAUCCAUCGUUUGAUCAGGGUGUCGAGCUCUGCUUUCAGCUGCGCUUCCCGGCUCUCUUGGUUUUCACCGGCCUCCCCUAGUUGAGUAUUGCUGGUUUCGUUCGAACCGGCCGAUAUGUUCAUCGGAACGGGGGUUCCUUUGCCUCCGGUUGCAACUACUGACGACAGUUGCUGCUGACUGGUGCUGUUCGAUGCGAGUUCGUUCGAUCCUGUCGCACCCGAGUGAUUGAUGUAUUCGAGUUGUAAUUCCGGUAGUGGUUGCCAGCCAGCCUUUAGGGGGUAGAGGUUGAACAGCAGAUCGUACGUAGAGAAGGCGAAAAUCGUUACAUUGAGCUGUAAUGGGGGGAUAUUUUUUAGUGUCGUAUAUUAAUUGUUUAUGUAAAAGUUUAUUGCGAAUCUGG